GUUGUCAAAUCUUUGUUUCUGAUUCCCCCAUUGUCGGUUCCCUCUCUAACCUGCCUUGUGUGUGUGUAUGUGUGUGUGUGUGGGGGGUGCAGGCUGGGGUCCCCGAGAACACCCUUUGAUCCUGGUCCCUCCUCCCCUGUCUGCUUGGCGGGUGCUGGAGACACUGUCACUGCCUCAUCCUCAGCUCUCUUUCCCUCCGUCAGGGUGGAUCACAAGACAACAAACACAUACAGCUGAUGGCAGUCUACCUCCACUGUGACAGUCACCUUCGGGGUCCCCAUGAGACUAUUAAUCUGGUGCCUCUGUUCUUUUAGAGAGAAGACCUCGGGACCUGGGGGUCAGCUGCACCACAGCCCAGGAGAAGCCAUGGCCUCAGCCACAGCCACCCAGAAGAUGAGGGAGGAAGCCACCUGCUCCAUCUGCCUGAGCCUGAUGACUGAGCCGCAGAGCAUCAGCUGUGGACACAGCUUCUGCCAGCGGUGCUUAGAGGGCUUCCUGGACAAUCACGGUCACCAGCAGCCAAAUCUGCGCCAGCACCCCUGUCCCCAGUGCCGGGCUCCAUUCAACAGGACAAGCCUGCGGCCCAACAAGCAGCUGGGGAGCCUCAUUGAGGCCAUGAAGAAGCUGGACCUGGAGAUGAUGUGCAAGGAGGACGGGGAGAAGCUGCACCUCUUCUGCGAGGACGACGGCCAGCUCAUCUGCUGGCGCUGUGAGCGGUCACCACAGUACAAAGGACACGACACUGCACUUGUGGAGGACGCGUGCCCGGGCUACAAGGAACUGCUCCAGGAAGCUGUGUCUAAUUUGAGAGAACUGGAAAAGGAGUGUAGGAAUCAGAAUAUGUUCGUGACAAAGCAAAUAGCUGAAUGGAACAGGAAGGUGGAGCUUCACAGACAGAAAAUCCAGGAUGACUUCAAAAAUUUGCAGAGCUUCCUGCGGGAGGAGGAGAAGUCUUUUCUGUGGAGACUGGAGAAGGAGAACGAGCAGACUCUGAAGGUUCUGAGGGACAGCGAGGCCAGUCUGAAGCAAAAGAGGCGUGAACUGAACAGGCAGAUCCAGGACCUGGAGGACAGGUGUCAAGGCUCAGCCCAGAAGCUGCUGCAGGUGAGGCUGAGCACUCGGAAGAAGGAAAGGAGGGGGUCUGUCCCUGAGCGAUGGAGGGGACAAUGGACUCCUUUCAUCAUUAGGAAGGUGGAGCUUCACAGACAGAAAAUCCAGGAUGACUUCAAAAAUUUGCAGAGCUUCCUGCGGGAGGAGGAGAAGUCUUUUCUGUGGAGACUGGAGAAGGAGAACGAGCAGACUCUGAAGGUUCUGAGGGACAGCGAGGCCAGUCUGAAGCAAAAGAGGCGUGAACUGAACAGGCAGAUCCAGGACCUGGAGGACAGGUGUCAAGGCUCAGCCCAGAAGCUGCUGCAGGGCGUGAAGGGCGCUUUGAGCAGGAGCUCGGCUGUGAAACUGGAUACACCGGAGGCCCCAUCUUUGCAGAUUCAGACUGUCUGCGAUGUUUCUGAGCUUUACUUUGAUGUGAGACAGCUGCUGAGGGGCUAUCAAGUCAAUGUGACUCUGGAUCCAGAGACAGCUCAUUGUGCCCUAAUUCUGUCUGAGGAUCAGAGACAUGUCACUUGGGGAAGUCCCCAGCGUGAUGUGCACAAUUCUCCCAGGAGAUUUACCGCCUACCCCUGUGUCCUGGGCCACGAGGGCUUCGCGUCGGGACGACAUUACUUUGAAGUGUAUGUGGGAGAAGGGAUUCAGUGGGAGCUAGGUGUUUGUAUGGAAAAUGUGCAGAGGGAUAUUCGCACGAGGCUGAUCCCCCAGUCUGGGUUCUGGGCCAUCAGUUUGAGCACCAAGGCCAGCUUCUCAGCACUGACAUGUCCCCCAACUUCCCUUCACCUGCGGGAGCAGCUCCUGCUUGUGGGGGUUUUCCUGGACUAUGAGGCGGGAGUCGUCUCCUUUUACAACAUGACCUCGGCCUCCCACAUCUUCACCUUUCCCAGGGCCUCUUUCUCGGGUACGCUGCGGCCCUUUAUUUAUGUUUAUCCCACGUCUCCCCUGUCGCUGCGUCCCCCAGAUGAGUAAACAAAGGCACAGUCUCCUUCUUGGUUUCACCAGCAUCGAGAAAAUAAUAUGAAUCCUGUGAGGCAGAAUGUGGUCUGUUUUCUUCCCGCUAUUUCCAUGUACCUUCAACAGUGUGGACGGGGCCUCUAGUGGGUCCUUAAUAAAAGUGCUUUGAAUGAGUA
This is a messenger RNA of Hipposideros armiger (great roundleaf bat), 2237 nucleotides long. Its product is annotated as E3 ubiquitin-protein ligase TRIM38-like. NCBI's taxonomy places the organism in Eukaryota, Metazoa, Chordata, Mammalia, Chiroptera, Hipposideridae. Gene Ontology annotation, molecular function: zinc ion binding; protein binding. The transcript has 10 exons. The record is from RefSeq and is a predicted model, not a curated record. Bases 280 to 2076 code for a protein of 598 amino acids.